UCUGGUGGCUUACUUAAACCUACAAAUGUUACCUUCUCAUCCAUAAACAUGAAGAAUGUCCUACAAUGGAAUCCACCGGAAGGCCUAACAGGAUUUGCCGUUAGCUAUACUGUGCAGUACUUCAUAUACGGACAGAAGAAAUGGCUGGAAGCGUCCGAGUGCAGGAAAAUCAAUAGGACGUACUGUGAUCUCUCAGCUGAAACCUCUGACUAUGAACAACAAUAUUAUGGCAAAGUUAAGGCCAUUUGGAAAACAAAUUGUUCCAAAUGGACAGAAACUAGACGAUUCUACCCAUAUUUAGAAACACAAAUUGGCCCACCAGCAGUUGCUUUGUCUACUGAUGAAAAGUCCCUGUCAAUUGUUCUGACGGCCCCAGAGAAGUGGAAGAGAAGUUCAGAAGAAGGUUUUGUUUCCAUGCAAGAAAUAUAUCCCACUUUGAAGUACACUGUGUCCGUGUACAAUGCCAAAUCCAAUAGAACGUGGUUGCAGUAUGAGACCAACCACUCGCUGGUGCUCAGCUGGCUGCAGCCAGACACCCUGUACUGCGUCCACGUGGAAUCCCUCGUCCCUGGGCCUCCUCGCCAAGGGCAGCCUUCUGAGAAGCAGUGUGUCAGUACUUUGAAAGAUCGAACAUUGGAGUUGAAGAUUAAAAUCAUCUUAUACUAUGUUUUGCCCAUUUCCAUUUGUGUGGUUAUUUUUUUUGUAAUGGGCUAUUCCAUGUACAGAUAUAUCCAUGUUGGCAAAGAGAAACAGCCAGAAAAUUUGAUAUUGGUCUAUGAAAAUGAAUUUGACAAAAGAUUCUUUGUGCCUGCUGAAAAAAUUGGGUUCAGCUUUAUAGUCCUCAAUAUUCUGGAUGAUUCUGAAGUUUCUCAGAAGGAUCUAAAUCUAACAGAAAAAAACUCUGAUGUAUCUGACCCUAAUGAUUCUGAGCCCAGCAAGGACCCAGAGCCCCAGCAGGAGGAAGAUGAGGUGAAACACUUCGGGUAUGCUUCACAUCUGAUGGAAAUUUCUUGUGACUCAGGGGAAAACACAAAUGGUGCUUCUCUAACCCACCAAGAGUCAUUCCUCCAAGCAAGAGCCACAGAUGAAACAGUCAUAGAAUAUGAAUAUAAUGUAAAAAUUGCUGACAUUUCUAUGGGGCCUGGAAACCAAGAACUGAAUUUACAGGAGGAGGUAUGCAUGCAAGGAAACUUAUUUGAGCAGCAGGCACCUUUGGCAAACUUGGCCCAGCAGACCGUAUUGUACCCAUAUGCUGCCCAGCUCAGAGUCUUAGAUCACCUGACACAGGAGCUCCCAGACCAGGAGGGACCUGAGGAAGAGCCAUCAACAACACUGGUGGAUUGGGACCCUCAGACCGGCCGGCUGUGUAUUCCGUCAUUAUCCGACUUUGAACAUGACUCAGAGAGCUAUGGAAGUUCUGAGUGUGGUGGGGGUACGGAUGAGAGCCUCUUGUUCAGUCUCUAUGAGGAGCAGGCUCCAGACAAGCUACUGGAAGAAAAUGAAACCUACCUCAUGCAGUUUCUGAAGGAAUGGGAAUUAUUUGUACAAAUGGAAGGCUAA
This is a messenger RNA of Chrysochloris asiatica (Cape golden mole), 1560 nucleotides long. RefSeq names its product interleukin 20 receptor, alpha (gene IL20RA). The coding region runs from base 49 to 1560 and encodes 503 amino acids. The record is from RefSeq and is a predicted model, not a curated record. The transcript has 6 exons. Gene Ontology annotation, molecular function: interleukin-20 binding. Lineage: Eukaryota; Metazoa; Chordata; Mammalia; Afrosoricida; Chrysochloridae.